This is a messenger RNA of Colossoma macropomum (tambaqui), 7778 nucleotides long. It is a transcript of the gene myo9b, whose product is annotated as myosin IXb. Gene Ontology annotation, cellular component: myosin complex. The record is from RefSeq and is a predicted model, not a curated record. Gene Ontology annotation, biological process: intracellular signal transduction. Lineage: Eukaryota; Metazoa; Chordata; Actinopteri; Characiformes; Serrasalmidae. The coding region runs from base 408 to 6191 and encodes 1927 amino acids. Gene Ontology annotation, molecular function: microfilament motor activity; protein binding; ATP binding. The transcript has 41 exons.
GGAAUGAAAUGGGGUGUGGAGACAGGCGUCAGCGUUCUGGAGGCCGCGCUGAGCGAGGAAGUGACUCCGCGGCUGGAGAGCAGAGCUCAGAGCUGUAGACGCGCCGUCAGGACACGGUCGUGAUUUCUCAUCAUUAGUGUGUUUUUUAGCUCUCACCUGUGGAGUGGACAUCAGUGCCAGCGCGCGCUGGGUUAAUCUGGGUCACAGGUGAGCGGCUUCUGCUGGUCAGGAGGAGCUUUUUGACGCACUUUGGUCGAGCAGGCUGGACGUGGCUGCUGAGAAGGUGUUGUUUUCUCUUUCCUGGUUGGAUUGGGUGUCGAGCUGUGAUGGAAUGACAACGGAUUGAAACAGGUGAUCUGUGAUGCCGUGUGUGGAGGCGAAGCUGCUGUGUGCCUGCAAGUGUUACAAUGAGCUUCCCAGAAAGCAGAAAAUUGGCCUACCUGGACGAGGCCACCUACGCUCUCCAGAUAUACCCGAGACUGUCCCUCAAAACGGCCCAGUGCUGCACCCUCAGGGUCCACAAGGAGGCCACUGCGGCCAGUGUCCUCCAGAAUGCUGGGGUCACACUGGGCCUGGACAUGUCCAAGACUUACCAGCUGGUGGAGGUCAGGGAGACUGGAGGGGAGGAGUGGGUCCUUCAAGCUAGCGACCGUCCGGUCGAGAGGGUGCUGCUUUGGCCGAGGAAGGUCCAAGACCAGCAUCUGCAAAUCCACGGGUAUUAUUUCGCCCUCCAGUCGGGCGUUCCCGAUGGUCCGAGCCAGCCCGAGCACGCGCCGGCCGUCCGCAGCUUUCUGAAGCCCCAGUCUGAGGACUGUAACGAUCUUUGCAGCCUGCCCGUGCUGACCGAGAAGAACAUCCUGGAGACCCUUCAGCGCCGCUUCCUCAAGAACAAGAUCUACACCUACGCCAAUAACAUCCUCAUAGCCGUCAACCCCUUCAAAUUCCUGCCCAUCUACAACCCCAAGUACGUGGAGAUGUACGAGAACCACACGCUGGGCAGGUUGGACCCGCACAUCUUCGCCAUUGCCGACGCCGCCUUCCGCGCCAUGCUGAACAAGCGCCUCAACCAGUGCAUCGUCAUCUCCGGAGAAAGCGGCUCAGGGAAGACGCAGAGCACCAACUUCCUGAUCCACUGCCUGACCGCCUUCAGCCGCAAGGGCUGCACCAGCGGCGUGGAGAGGACCAUCCUGGGAGCCGGGCCGGUGCUGGAGGCCUUCGGAAACGCGAAAACGGCCUACAACAACAACUCCAGCCGCUUCGGGAAGUUUAUCCAGGUGAACUUUUUGGAGGGUGGUGUCGUCAGAGGAGCUACGAUAGAGAAGUACCUGCUGGAGAAGUGUCGCCUGGUGUCGAGGAAGAGCUGCGAAAGGAACUACCACGUCUUUUACUACCUGCUGGUUGGAGCGUCUGAGGAAGAGCGAGAAGAGUUCAAGCUGCUGGAGCCAGAAGAUUAUCACUACCUCAAACAGGAUAACCCUCAUUUGGAGGAUCAAGCAGAAAUCCAGUAUGAAUUUAAGAGGCUUCAUCAGGCCAUGGAGAUGGUGGGCUUUUUGCCCGCAACCAAGAAACAGAUCUUCUCCGUACUGUCUGCCAUUCUGUACCUGGGGAACCUGACGUACAAGGCGAAGGCUGACGGCGAGGGUCUGACGGUGGGACCUGCGGACGUCCUGUCCACUCUCUCUGACCUCCUCAAGGUGAAGAAGGAGCUGCUGGUGGAGGCGCUGACCAAGAGGAGAGCCAUGACCGCCAACGACGUCCUGAUCCUUCCGUACACGCACAGCGAGGCGAUCACAGCCCGAGACUCCAUGGCUAAGUCUCUGUACAGCUCACUGUUCGACUGGAUCGUCCUGCGCAUCAACCACGCUCUGCUGAACAAGAGGGACAUGGAGGAGUCCGUCCCGUGUCUGUCCAUAGGAGUCCUGGACAUAUUUGGAUUUGAGGACUUCAGGACGAACAGCUUUGAGCAGUUCUGCAUUAACUACGCCAACGAGCAGCUGCAGCACUACUGCAAUCAGCACAUAUUCAGACUGGAGCAGGAGGAGUACGUGUCGGAGGGGAUCACCUGGAGCAACGUGGACUACACUGAUAACAUCGGCUGCAUUAACCUGAUCAGCAAGAAGCCCACUGGCCUGCUGUACCUGCUGGACGAGGAGAGCAGUUUUCCUCACGCCACAGACGACACCCUGCUGGAGAAGUUCAAGCAGCAGCAUCAGGAGAACCAGUUCUUCGUGCCCACGCCGGUCAUGGAGCCGGCUUUCGUCAUCCUCCACUACGCCGGCAAGGUCAAAUACCAGAUAAAGGACUUCAGGGCGAAGAACACUGACCACAUGCGGCCGGACAUGGUGGCUUUGCUGCGCAGCAGUGAGCGGGGCUACCUGAGGCAGCUGAUUGGCUCAGAUCCUGUGGCCGUGUUCCGCUGGGGCAUCCUGCGAGCCGUCGUACGGACAGUGGCCACUUUUAAAGAGGCCGGCCACCGCCGGGCCGCAGAACACCCAGACUCCAUCAGGCGCUAUUCCCGACAUUCCCUGAGGGAAAUGAAGACACCUACUUCAGCCAUUGGCAGAUUGAUGAGUCAGCGCUCUCUCAUCGACUUCUCCUUCGACCGCUCUGAGGAGAACCCUCUGGAGGUGUUCGAGGACAUCUUCGCUACGUUCGAGAGUAAAAAGGAAUUGCAUGCCAAAGUCCUGUGCGCCAUUAAGCGGUUAGGUGGUGAAGUUCCUCAAAAGCUCCGUCUGUCCACCAUUUCUGUGAGGAAGUUACGGCAGUUCUCUCAGAAGAACCGGGCUAACAAACACAAGCAGCUCAUUCCUAAGAACCUGAUCGACUCUCGCUCUCUGAAGCUCAUUGUGGAUCUCAACCUGCAUAAUCGAGACACCAGGUCUCUUCUGCACCUUCACAAGAAGAAGAAGCCUCCCAGCAUCAGCGCCCAGUUUCAGACGUCUCUGGUCAGGCUGCUGGACACGCUGAAGAAAGCAGAGCCGUUCUUCGUCCGCUGCAUCAGGUCCAACGCGGAGAAGAGGGAAAUGCAGUUUGAUGAAGAUCUCGUCCUUAAGCAGAUGAGGUACACAGGUAUGUUGGAGACGGUUCGCAUCAAGAGGUCCGGAUACGGAGCCAAGUACACCUUCAAGGAGUUCACAGAUGAGUUUAGGGUUCUGCUGCCGAAAAAUCCCUCCACACCCCAGAAGGACAUCACUAACCUGCUGCGCAAAACCGGCCUAGACGACUCCAGCUUCCAGAUCGGCAAGACCAAGGUGUUUCUGAAGGAGGUGGACAGACAGAAGCUCCAGGAAACCCUCUACAGGGAAGUGAUGCGCCGUAUCCUCAUCCUGCAGAGAUGGUUCCGUGCCUGUCUGACGAGGAAACACUUCCUGAUGAAGCGGAAGGCCAUCAUAACCCUGCAGCGGUCCUGGCGUGGUUACUGUGAGUCGACGCGCUGCAGGGCAGCCUCAGUGAUCCAGAUGGCCUGGAGAGAGUCUCAUCGGAGAACCGAGUAUCUCCGCCAGAGAGAGAGCCUCCGAAAGCUGCAGCAGCUGCAGAAGACCGCCGAACGCAGGAGGCGUGCAGAGGACGCCAAGCUGAGAGAGGCGGAAGCCGCUAAGGGCAGCCCAGGGAUGGGAGAGAGGAAGGAGGAGGUAACGCUGCCCCCUGGUGGUAAAACAAAGCCUCUGCCCUCACUGCCCAACCAGACCGUCUCACCAGGUAACAAGAGCGUGGAGGAGAACAGCAGCCAUGUCUCCGCCAGCACUGAGGAUCCUUCAGGGAAAUUCAAUGGUCAAGAACAAGUUAGCAUGCAGAGACAGAGGGAGAGAGGAGAGAAAGAGAGGAGAGAUAAAGAGAACGAGUCUCCCUCUCCAGCCCCAACUCGUCAGGGCACUCUAGAUCUGAACAGUGGCCCGAAGUUGGCCCAGCCCAUUCAGGACGAGGCCUCCAACACAGCACCUCUGCAGCGCUACUCCAAACCGUCCACCAUGAAGGAGAAGGUGGAGAAGUGGAAGGAGAGACGGAGCGAGAUUUUGCUGCCUGACAGAUCCGGUUUGAAGGACCAAAAAAGCUUAAAGAGUCGAGGGAUCUCCAUGUCUUUGGAGAACCUGUCCAAGUUCAGCUCCUCUGAGUCAGACAAUUCCUCUCCGUCUAAGAACGAGAUGCCUUUAGAACCAGACGGCUCAAAGAUCAGUAAGAGAGGCAGCUUGGUGCUGCCCAGUCAGGUCACUCCAGAGAAAACUACAUUCUUUGCCAAGUUUUUACCGAAAGGCCAAAAGAAGCGUCUGACGCCUCAGGAUGGGAGCGUUACCAUGGCGAGGACGCUCGCUGAGAGAGAUGAACGAGGCGAGUAUGGAAGCCCCCACUCGUACUAUCCCAAUCCCACCACUGUGUCCACUCUGCCCAACCGCAAACGCCGUAACCCCACCAUCCGGAUCAGCCGGGGGACGCGCGUCCAGGACCAGUGGGACGCCUUUCUGGACCGACAGAUAACGGACUCCGACGAGCUGCGCCACCUGGACGAGUAUCUGGGAAAUCAGAUGAAUGAUCUCCAUUCACAAGCGAAGGUUCGCUCAGAGACAGAAGAGAUCUUCCUCAAAGCUACCACGCAGUUCAGAGACACCAUCAAAAGCAUGUACUCCGUCUCCAACCCCCAGGUUAGCUACAAAGGGCUGCUGCAGGGUUACAAGAGCAAAGUGACCAGCCUGGCCGGGCAGAAGAAGAAGGACGAAGUGCCCAUGGUGGUGAACCUGUUCCAGUCUGUUUUGGAUAACUUUAUCAGGGGUGAGAUCAGAAAAGCCUCUUUAGAAAGAGCCUCCUCAGAUCCUGCGAAGCCCACGAAAAAGAUCAAGAGGACAAACGAUAAAUGUCCGGACAGUCCGCUGGACCACUCCUUCAGCACCUAUCAGGUGAACAUCUACCAGUCGUGCGACCUGUGCAACUCUUUCAUCUGGGGGAUGGAGAAGGCCUGCAUGUGCAGCUCCUGUAAGAUGGUGUGCCAUAAGAAGUGUCUCAGUAAAAUAGUCACGUUCUGCUCUAAACACGUCUACAGGAAGAUCGAGUCAGGUAAAAGCGCUGCCCAUUUUGGCGUGCACGUGGGCUCUCUGACCACCAAUCAGACGCCAGUGCCGGUUGUCAUGGAGAUGAUGCUGUCCUAUGUGGAGCUGCAUGGGCUUUACACUGAGGGCAUCUACCGCAAGUCCGGAUCAGCCUGCAAGGCCAAAGAGCUCCAUCAGCUGCUGGAGACCGAUCCCAAGAGUGAGUGUCUCAAUAACUACCCCAUUCACACGGUCACUGGCCUGAUUAAAUGCUGGUUACGGGAGUUACCAGAACCCCUCAUGACUUUCAGCCUCUACAAUGACUUCCUGUACGCUGUUGACCUGCCAGAGAAAUCUGAGAGGCUGCGAGCCAUCUACAGAAAAGUCGAGGAACUUCCUGCUCCAAACUACAACACGCUCGAGCGGCUCAUCUUUCACCUGGUCAGAGUGGCGAAGGAAGAAGCUCAUAACCGAAUGUCUGCGAACUCUCUGGCCAUUGUGUUUGCUCCAUGUGUUCUACGCUGCCCAGACACAUCUGACCCGUUACUGAGCAUGAAGGACCUGCCCAGGACCACGCUGUGUUUGGAGAUUCUGAUUAUGGAGCAGACCAAACGGUACGAGGAGAAGAUGAAGGAGAUCCAGCAGCUGGAGCACGCCGAGGCACUGGCCAUCAAACAGCUCACACUGCAGAGGAAGAACACGAUUCUGGAGAACCCGAUGAGUGAACUGGACUCGUCUCCCAUGGACGGUUCAGACACAGAGGCGGAGAAGACCCUGAGAGAGCGGAUUAGAUCUAUAAAGCAGGUGAAGGUUAAUCUGGCCCGCAGGCUGCCCGAGCUCGACCAGGACGCUUCAGACAACGAGACGCUGGACACGGAGUCCAUGAUCAGCUUGGAGAGCUCACUGGAGGACCACUUUUUAAGCCCGGUCUUGGAAGGCCAGAAGAGCGCGGCUUUACAGAGCGGGAGGCCAGAGGGACCUUCGGAAACGAGCAGGAUGGACACCGAAGAGGAGAAGCAAGAACACGGACAGGGAGAGCGCUUCACGUCUGCCGACCAGAGCCGAGUCCGGCCGCUAUCGUCUGUCCACUCUGCAAUUAAGCAGGAUUCAAGCUCCAAAAUCAGCGGGAACUUCUCCGACCUUGACAUCCCGUUCAUAGACGAGGAUCUUUAACCCAGAGUACUAACACUGAGCCUUAAAGGGCCGAUUCAGUGGAAAACUGAACUUUCUCACUGUUUCUUAAAUUAUACAUAUUCCUAAAGUAUCAAAAUGGACCAUCAUAUAUAGAAACUAAGCUGCCUGUUUUCAGUUUCACACUGACGUCAUUAGGACCACUUCCCAACAGGGCAACCAAUCAGAGUGGAGCUCAUUUACAUAUAGUCUUCUGCAAAAGUUUAGGCCCCCCAGUCAAAUGUUUUUGUGCAUGUUGUUGAUUUUCUGUGCAAAAAUAAGUGAACCCAUCUUCUACAGAGACACACAUCAGCACAUUUUAAUGCACAACUACUGUUUACUGGUUUUAACAAAUUUGGGAGAAAAACUAAAGCAUAAAAUAUGAAUUUUACACAUUUUGCUUCAUUUUUUUCCAGUAUGUUUACCUCAGCAUUAAAGUAAAUAGAAAUUGUGCACUAAAAUUAGCUAGAAAUGUCAUAUUUAAGUAGAGGAUGUGUUUACUUAACAAUAAGACUGUAUAUAAAGGUGCAGUAACAGAAACAGCCUGUUUAUUUUCUAAAAAAGAUCGCCGUAAAAAUGAGUUACGACUGUUUUUGGGUACAAAAACUCACACAAAACAUUAGAAGUGGAUCGACAUAUAAAACAGGACGUUUAAACAUGGGAGAAAUGCAGGAUAUGGGGCCUUAAAGGAGAAGCCAUGCUCCUGCUAAAGUAAUAUAAGGAUAGAAAAUCACAUUGCAUCUGUUUUACCCUAGGUGGCGCUGUCGGGGGAAAGCGAGAAGGCCAUUUGAAGUCAGGUUGCGUUGGGGGAAGCCGUGUAACAGUGCACCAUUUUGCAAUCAUAGAUUUUGUAAGCAGAUCGCAGAAUCAGGGGAUUUUGUAAUACUUGCCUUUCUUAGUUUAACACUGUGUCUUUACUAACUCCCACUAAACAAGCAUGGACUGUAUUCAGAAUAUAAUAAUGUAACCUGUAUUAUCGACGAAUGGACUUACUGCCUUAAUAUUCACCUUAUUUUGUUCCCUCUUCAGUGAAAAGGGAAGCACGUGGGAGAGAUGCAGAUCAGACACGAGGCAUUUUUGCAGCAUUACAAUAAUUGCAGUCGCUGGUCUUGGAGCCAAACUGCGAAUCAGGGAAACAAUACUGUACAUAGAUGUGAAAAAAGUCCAUUUAUAAAAUAAUUACGAGAUGAUUAGAGACUUUAGUAGAUUCCUGCAUCACAGCCUGUGUUCUCAGGCACACUGUCACAUUAUUUACGUAUUCAAAUUAUUGUAAAUAGCUGUAUUUUUUAAAGCUGUGAUUGUAAGUCACCUGUUUAUAGGCUCUGCUCUGCAUGCAUGCUUGAAAUGUUCUGAAGUCUGCGUCGUUAGUUCUUAAUCUCUGAUAGUAGAUAAUAGAUAGUCAUGUUCCCGUUUGUUAAUACCGAAUGUUCUCACUUAAUGAUUUAACCCGGAGCCUCUUCUGCGCGACCUGCCGUUCAUGUUUGAAGUGGAUGACCAUUAAUGUGCUGAUGUUUCAUUAAAACAGUGAUCCUGUCACCCAGAAAAGUUGCUUUUUGUUGUUUUGUGGGAAAUAAAACCAAACUGCCACAA